Vanderwaltozyma polyspora DSM 70294 is the source of this 549-nucleotide messenger RNA. RefSeq names its product SCF ubiquitin ligase subunit SKP1 (gene SKP1). Gene Ontology annotation, molecular function: cullin family protein binding. Gene Ontology annotation, biological process: mitotic cell cycle; SCF-dependent proteasomal ubiquitin-dependent protein catabolic process. The record is from RefSeq and is a predicted model, not a curated record. The transcript has a single exon. Lineage: Eukaryota; Fungi; Ascomycota; Saccharomycetes; Saccharomycetales; Saccharomycetaceae. Gene Ontology annotation, cellular component: cytoplasm; nucleus. Bases 1 to 549 code for a protein of 182 amino acids.
AUGGCAGGCAAGCAACAGACAGUGGUUUUAAUAAGUGGUGAAGGUGAAAGGUUUACAGUAGAGCGUAGCAUUGCCGAACGCUCGUUGUUGUUGAAGAAUUAUUUGAAUGAUAUGCAUGAUAGUCAAUUGAAAAACGAUUCCGAUGAAGAAGAUGAAGAAGAGGAAGACGAAGAAGAGGAAGAUGCAAUUGUUAUGCCUGUGCCUAAUAUCAGAUCUUCAGUUUUACAGAAAGUUAUAGAAUGGGCAGAACACCAUAAGGAUUCUAAUUUCCCAGAUGAAGAAGAUGAUGACUCUAGAAAAUCUGCUCCUGUUGACUCGUGGGAUCGUGAAUUUUUAAAAGUUGAUCAAGAAAUGUUAUAUGAGAUCAUACUAGCGGCCAAUUACCUGAAUAUCAAACCUCUGUUGGACGCAGGCUGUAAAGUCGUUGCUGAAAUGAUUAGGGGCAGAUCUCCAGAGGAAAUCAGAAGAACAUUCAAUAUCGUCAAUGAUUUCACACCAGAAGAGGAAGCUGCUAUUAGACGUGAAAAUGAAUGGGCCGAAGACCGUUAA